Messenger RNA from Epinephelus moara (kelp grouper), 4096 nucleotides. RefSeq names its product kelch domain-containing protein 10-like. Gene Ontology annotation, molecular function: protein binding. The record is from RefSeq and is a predicted model, not a curated record. NCBI's taxonomy places the organism in Eukaryota, Metazoa, Chordata, Actinopteri, Perciformes, Serranidae. Bases 159 to 1412 code for a protein of 417 amino acids. The transcript has 10 exons. Gene Ontology annotation, biological process: positive regulation of stress-activated MAPK cascade.
GCAGGCAGCAGCAGGUGUGGACGGUUGGCUUAUUUCUUUAUUUUGGUGUGACUGCUGCAGCUCGCGGGCUCAUGCCACUCCGUGUGGUUGAACUGCAGCGGGUUUCGGUCCAGGUCCAGGUCCGGGUGUGAACCCUGUCUGUGCGGCUCCCUCUCGAGAUGUCGUCGGCCGAACAUGACGGAACCUUCAGCCAGCUCAAUAAGUUUGAGAAGCUGUCGUGGAGGCCCUCGAUCCGCGACUCAGGCUCCAAGAAGCGGGCACGGUGGCUUCAGGCUCGGCGCAUCUUCUCCCCUUCCUGCCCCAACCUGCGGAUCCCCAACAGGUUUCUGAGAGAAGGACACUGUGUACCUCCUGCCCGUAGCGGCCACCGCUGUGUUGCAGACAGCACCAACCUGUACGUGUUUGGAGGCUACAACCCAGACUUUGAGGAGGCAGGCGGGUCAGAGAAUGAAGACUACCCUCUCUUCAGGGAGCUUUGGCGGUUUCAUUUUGCCACAGCCACCUGGCAGCAGGUUCGCACAGAGGGUUACAUGCCCACAGAGCUGGCCUCCAUGUCAGCUGUCUUACAUGGCAACAACCUGCUUGUAUUUGGUGGCACUGGGAUUCCAUUUGGUGAAAACAACGGCAAUGACGUUCAUGUUUGUAACGUUCAGUACAAACGAUGGAACCUGCUUAACUGUAGAGGGAAGAAACCCAACAAGAUCUACGGACAGGCGAUGGUCAUCAUAAAUGGCUACCUCUAUGUGUUUGGCGGGACAACAGGCUACCUUUACAGCACCGACCUGCACAGGCUGGACCUGACCACAAGAGAGUGGACCCACCUCAAACCCAGCAACGCACCCUCAGAUCUACCCGAGGAGAGGUACAGACAUGAACUAGCUCACGAUGGACAGAGAAUAUACAUUUUAGGAGGUGGGACCUCCUGGACGUCAUAUCCUCUGGACAAGAUCCACGCAUAUAACUUGGAGACAAAUUACUGGGAAGAAAUAGUCACCAAACCCCAUGAAAAAAUAGGAUAUCCUGCUGCCCGCCGUUGUCACAGCUGUGUGCAGGUCAAGGAUGAGGUGUUUAUAUGCGGGGGAUAUAACGGCGAGACGAUCCUAUCUGACCUGUGGAAGAUCAACUUGCAGACUUUCCAGUGGACCAAACUUCCUGCCGCCAUGCCAGAACCAGCUUACUUUCACUGUGCAGCAGUUACUCCGGCUGGCUGCAUGUACGUCCACGGCGGUGUCGUCAACAUGUCCGGGAACAGACGGACUGGCUCUUUAUACAAAGUGUGGUUGGUGGUGCCCAGCCUGCUGGAACUGACCUGGGAGAAACUGCUGAAAACGUUCCCUCACUUAGCCCAGCUGUCCACCCUUCAGCUGCUCAGCCUAGGACUGACGCACACACUAAUUCAGCGUCUCAAAUAGACGCAGCACAGAGACUGAAGGAAGCGGUGUGUCAUGGAACAGCACUGACUCUCAAAUCACUGAUGACUUGGCAAACGAGUUCUCGAAAUGACAAAAAAGUCUGAUGUCAAACGAUUAUGAAAAACUUUGAAUGCCUUUUAACUUUAGUUUUAUGUAAAUGUGCGUGCUUUUUUUAAAGGGAUACUUCACCACAAAAUGACAAUUUGUGUAUCAGUUACUCACAGCGUGUGUUGAAUUUGUGGAGGAAACUUUGUGUUUCUCACAUGCCUCCACGGUGAACGGAAAAUCCAAAAAAGACGGUGGUGAGUGACUGAUACACAGCUGGCCAUUUUGCAUGUGAUGUAUUCUUUUAAAAAAAAUGUUUUGAGUUUGCAUGUAUCCAUCAGAAGCCAUGCAUCAGCACAGACACCAAAAUCACUUUUACUUGUGCUUUGCUCUCAUCAUUUUGGGGCCAAUAUGUAGAACAUUCCCUAGUUUUUUGGUUUUUUUAACUACACAUCACGGUCACGGAAACUUCUGGAGCAUGAGCAGGAAUAGUUAGACAUUCCAAAGACCUUAAAAAAGGCUAAUUGAAUGUUGCUUCAGCUAAUGUAAUUUUAGAUUCAAUUCAGAGACUGAGAUGAGCUUGUUUCAGGCCCACUGUGAAGUAGGUUAGAUUAAAAAUGAUCGUCAAACUAUGCUGAUAUAAACUCAAAGGGGAAUUGCGCCCAUUUUUAAAAUUUUAUACAUGUUGUUCUUUUGUCUAAGACAAAAAAUAUCAGUGAACAUAAACAAUUCUCUCCUAAAUCCAAGAAGUUUAAGUGCUAAAACUCAAACUUCAGAGGGUGUGAAGAGUGGAGCUGCUCCAUUGACAAUGAAUUGGGAAAUAUGUUCUAGAUGACACUUGAGAAUAGCGGGGGAAAUCUGAGUAUAUGGGUACAUUUUCUGUUUCAGAAUUGAGAACACUACAAUAGAUUAAAGCUUGUUUGGCUAUAAAAAAGUAAACACACAUACUGUGAGUCCUCAAAAUCAGGCUCCCAUUCAUUGUCUAUGGAGCAGCUCCAGACCUAAUACCCUAUGACAUCACAAGUUUGAGACUUCUGUGGUUUCUUGCUUUGAGAGAGAGCAGCUCAUGUCCACAAAUAUUGAUCAAACUUUCCAUGGCCAUGGAAAUAACAUAUCAGAAUUCUGAAUUUAGGUGGUGUUCCCCUUUAAAUUUCCAUCUAGUUAGUCAGAAAUCAGCCAGAUACUCUGAAUAGAGGCACGGCUGACAAAGCAUGGACACAUUGAAACUGUGAUACCUCUUAAAAGUCAAAUUAGGUCAGAUAUUUAAAGCAUGUUUUAGUCUUAGGGGCUUUCUGAUGCAUGCUGAUGUUGAGCUGCGAUCAUAAUCAUAUUUAAAAUGUUCGCCUCAGUGGUCACAUUAGCGCCUGAUGAAAACCCCAAAGCUUCUUUAAAACACCUGUGACAUGAUGGCAUCACUGUGACUCUUCUAGUGCCUCUUCUCCAUUCUUCCUCCUCUAGAAGAAACAAGUAAUUUAGAAAUGAAUUUUUACACCUGUAGCUCCACAGUGAUUCUUCAGCCUUUCUUUCCUACAUUUGGUGCCUUCUGAAUUUCCAAAAUGUCACUCGUUACUUUUGCAUCUCUGUAUAUCAGUCUUUUUUUUAAGAUUUUAUUUGUUUAUCACUCUGAACUGUGCACACGAAGCCUUUUCCCCCACGUGAUUCACCAGGUGUUCUCUACAUGAGCCUUUCGUCGCUGAACCUUUCCGCACAUGAUUUAACAGAAGUCGCUGCUCGCAGCUAAAGAUUUUUCAGACAUUUUUUACCUAUUUAUUUUCAUCACUGUGCUGCUGUUUGAUUUUACUACAGAACUUUGAAGUGUAGCAGAAGGUGUAGCUACGUUUCUCUUUCACCUGAUGUCAUUUUACCCCAUUUUAACCUUUUAUACUUUAACGUAGGCUGUAUUGUUAUUUUUUACUUUUGUUUUUUUCCCCACAGGACAUUGUGCUGUAAUGCUGUGGUACUUUAAAAACAAGUGGCAUGGGGCUUUUUAAACUAGUGGCAAGGUAGAGUAUGUAAGGCGUACUCAGGAUGUGUUAAUACUGUGAUCACACUCAGUCUGUAGAGCUACGCAAACACUGACCAGGAUGUCAACAGGCUCGCUCAUUUUUCUGAGGAAUGGCGACAUGACUUUGAUGAAUUUUGUGGUUACUGCGGACUGUAAAUCUUAAAUACUGUAGUAACACUCCCAGCUGCUUGUGUUGAGUCACAUUUGCCUCCUUUCUCACCUGCUUUGUCAAACUUUACCUUGAAUUUGAAUAUUAGCAUUUUAAUUCACACGACUAUCGGUAUAAUACUAAGCUGACUCAUCUAUUAUAUUAUAAUGCCCGAUGUUCACAUUCAAAACUCCACCUCAGUUACUUUGUGUUACGUUUGACAUGUUAUGGCCUUAUUUAUAUCUUACCAUGAAGCAACAGCUUCACUACAUGCUCGGACUUGGUAAAUGUACUGCCUUGCUUAAACUGAGAUGUUUAUAUUUGCAUAAUUUUUGAUGUAAAUGAAAGUAAAAAGACCUCUUUUGCAUGUCGGUACGGUGUGCAUGCCACAUUACAUGAAGUCUCGGGAGAAAAGGUGAAUGUCUCCUCAAAAGCAAUUAUGGCUGUACUGUACAUUAUGUUUUGUAAUUCCUGUCUGUACAAACA